AUGGAAUACCUCAGUGAAGAUGUAAUCAUGGAAAUUUUAUUACGUUUACCGGUGAAAUCCACAGUAAGAUUCAGGUACGUAUGCAUGUCUUGGUAUAAGUUACUAACUGGUAAUUUUGUGAAGGUGAAACUAAAUCAUGAUACUGAAAACGAAAAACAUAGUUUCAUCCUUAACACAAUUCAGUGUGGUGGUGGUAGCCAUGUCUACUCUACAGAUAAUAGCUCCUUAUCAUCAAAAUCAUUACAAAGUCCCUUGAAGAUUAAUAGUCCAUUUUGCGAUGAGAUUUAUGUUUUAGGUACUUAUAAUGGUUUAGUUUGCGCAAGUUUUGGUUUUGGUCUUUAUAUAUGGAAUCCAUGUACGAAACAGUACAAAGUAAUAUUAACAGUACAAUAUGAAUAUGACUUCAGUUGGGAUUUAGACCGAACGGGAUACGUUUUCUGUUAUGAUUCCAAAGUUCAGGAUUACAAGGUUAUAGUGUUCUUUGAUGAUUAUAACAGAAGUGAUUCUAACGUUCGGGUUUAUACUUUAGGUUUAAAUGAGUGGAAAACACUUCCACCCAUACCUUAUCAUAUUCUAAAGAUAAAGAAAAUAUAG
Molecule: messenger RNA, 594 nt
Organism: Papaver somniferum (opium poppy)
Lineage: Eukaryota; Viridiplantae; Streptophyta; Magnoliopsida; Ranunculales; Papaveraceae
Product: F-box/kelch-repeat protein At3g23880-like
Exons: 1
Coding region: 1-594 (197 amino acids)
Molecular function (GO): protein binding
Source: RefSeq, a predicted model, not a curated record